AUGCAGAUCGUGGCGUCUAUUGAGCAGUACUCCGAUGUCGAUACGAUGCCGUUUGAAGAGGCGGUUGGGCGAUUGAAGACGUACGAAGAAAGGCUUAAAUCCCAUGAUGACGAAGAAAAUGAUCAAGGCCAAUUAUUGCUUACAAAGGAAGAUUGGGAGGAAAGAACUAGACGGGGUGAUUUUGAUCAACCCGGACAAGGACGUGGCCGUGGUCAAGGUAGAGGUCGCGGUUAUGGUAGAGGUCGAGGUGGUCGGUUCCAAAGCAAUGAAGAUCGAAAGGAUCAAGGUUGGUAUAGAGACAAGCGAAACAUCAAAUGCUAUAAUUGUCAAGAAUACAGACAUUAUGCGAGCGAGUGCCCUAAGAAGGAAACAAAAGAAGAAGAGAUCGGGCAGCUCAAGGAACUGACUGAACUCUCCGUUUAUUCAAAUUCAUUUUCGGGCAGUCUUCCAUGUCAGAUUGGUAACCUAGAGAAGCUACAGUCUCUUGAUCUCGGUCUCAAUUUAUUCUCUGGAUCUCUUCCUUCAGAAAUUGGGAAUUUGAAGAUGCUUUUGGUUCUUGAUCUCUCUACUAAUUCGUUCACGGGCCGUAUACCGGAAACCAUUGGUGCUCUUACAAAUGUCCAAGUUUUCAACCUCCAGAAUUGCAAGUUUACCGGAAACAUCCCCGCUGAGAUUACAAAAAUGACUAGCUUAACCGCAUUGAACAUAGCACAUAACUCUUUCGAUGGUGGAUUGCCUUUUAGCUUUGAUGAGCUGGCAAACCUUGCGUACUUUUUUGCCCAAAGUGCAGGACUAAGCGGGCCAAUCCCGUCAUCAAUGGGAAACUGCAAGAAGUUGAGGGUUCUAAAUCUUUCCUUCAACAUAUUAUCCGGCCCGUUACCUGAUAGUCUUGCUAAUCUUGAAUCAAUAAACUCGCUUCUUCUUACUUCAAACCGUCUGUCUGGCCGGUUACGAGAGUGGUUUUCCAACUGGAAAUGUGUAGUAUCCACAUCGUUGUCAGAUAACCUCUUUACCGGACCUCUGCUACCGCUCAACAUCCCAUCCCUGACGAUACUUGAACUCGAUUCCAACAAGCUUUCUGGUGAAUUGCCACCUGGAAUUUGGGAAAACAAUGCAUUACAGAUGUUAUCUUUAUCUAAAAAUGAGCUCAAUGGCACCUUAGGCAGCAGUUUCAAGAAUUGUUCUAUUCUUACGGAUCUGGGGUUAUCUGGAAACAACUUCUAUGGUGAAAUACCUGCUUACUUAGGAGAACUUCCACUGGUAACAUUGAAGCUGUCGAAAAAUCAGUUUUCCGGAACAAUUCCAACCGAGCUAUGGGAGUCUAAAACCCUGAUGGAGAUCUUUCUCAGUGAUAACUUGCUUCAAGGUCAUAUGCCGGAUGCAAUUGCAAAUGCUUCGACACUUCAGAAGCUGAUGUUGGAUAAUAAUCUCUUUGAAGGACCUAUUCCACCCUCAAUUGGUCAACUCAAAAAUUUGACCAAUUUGUCACUUCAUGGUAACAAGUUUACUGGUAAUAUCCCAUUGGAAGUUUUCAACUGCGUAAAACUGGUCUCUUUGGAUCUUGGUUCCAACAAACUUACGGGUCAUAUACCAAAGUCGAUAUCUCAACUGGAAUUGCUUGACAACCUUGUUAUGUCCAACAACCAACUGUCGGGUCCUAUACCAAAAGAGAUCUGUUCAGGUUUUCAGAAAGUUGCGCCACCCGAUUCUGAAUUUACCCAGUACUAUGGUAUGUUUGAUCUUUCCAACAACAGGCUUUCCGGGCCCAUUCCAACUUCAAUCAAGAAUUGCGUCAUUGUGACAAAGCUUAUACUAUCAAGGAACCAACUUGAUGGGCCCAUUCCUUAUGAAAUAUCUAGAUUAUCCAACUUAACUUCACUUGAUCUGUCAUUUAAUCGUCUUACCGGCCCGAUUCUUCCUCAGUUCUUCUCCAUGAGAAAUCUUCAGGGCUUGAUAGUUUCACAUAACCAGAUAGGCGGCUCGAUCCCUGAUAAUUUUGGAUCAAUGAUGCCAAGUUUAGUUAAACUAGACUUGUCAAACAACUGUUUCACUGGCUCUUUGCCUUCAUCUAUGUUUAGUGUCAAUAAUCUGGAAUAUCUGGAUGUUAGCAUGAACCAUUUUUCUGGUCAACUCUUGUUUGACCAUAGCAGCAGCACCUCUCUAUUUUCCUUAAAUGCCAGCAAUAACCAUUUUUCUGGUGCUCUUGAUCCCUCUAUAUCAAAUCUGAUAGCCCUAACCAUUUUAGAUAUUCACAACAACAUCAUCAAUGGUAGUGUACCUUCUCUUGCCGACCUUGUUGCUUUGACUUAUCUUGACCUUUCAAGAAACAAUUUUCAGAAUGCUUUCCCAUGCAGCAUUUGUUAA
Helianthus annuus (common sunflower) is the source of this 2364-nucleotide messenger RNA. RefSeq names its product leucine-rich repeat receptor protein kinase MSP1. Lineage: Eukaryota; Viridiplantae; Streptophyta; Magnoliopsida; Asterales; Asteraceae. The transcript has 2 exons. The record is from RefSeq and is a predicted model, not a curated record. Gene Ontology annotation, molecular function: zinc ion binding; nucleic acid binding; protein binding. The coding region runs from base 1 to 2364 and encodes 787 amino acids.